AUGACCAUCGAAACUAUUGACAUUGAUCUUUUCCUUGAAAUUGCAAAACUUCACCCUAAUGUUAUUGCACAAAUCUUUGGUUAUUUGCCUAAAUGCUUAUUGCCACAUUUAUUAUAUUUCCCGCCAAUUAGAGAGAUCGCCGCCUCAGUAAUUUUGUCAGACGUGGAAAUUACUGAAGAUGUUGAAAGGCACAUGUGGUUUGAUGGUUUCCGCCUGUGUCAGUGCCUCCGAUUCAACAUCAAACUAGACAAUUUGAAACAAGGCAUUGCUCAGUGGAAUAUAUACCCGCAUACCUUUCAUAUGGAACACGUGGAGCAAUUUGAGAGAGUCUUGGAUACUUUCCCUAAACUUAUCACGGCAGCCCUGAGUAUUAAUGGUACCUUUUAUGGGAAAGAAGGUUUGGACUCAAAGGCUAUGUUGAAUUUCUUUUUGGAUUCUAAUAUCAUGUUUGAUUCCAUAGAAUUGUUGAAAUUUGAAGAUACACUCACACUUCCCUCAAUUGCCAGAAAUGUCGCGUUACAUCGUACUGCAUUGGAUUCCUAUACAAUUUAUGGUAUGAAAAAGUUGGACAUAAAAAUAAUCCCUGAUGAUGAUGAUGAUGAUGAAGGGACCCAGAUAUUUACUUUUCCUGCAAGUUUGGAGGAUUUACAAAUUAAAACUAGACUUUUAACUGGGGUGAUUUUACCUCCAACUUUGCGGAGACUAUGUCUUGUCACACACCUGAAACAAAUUGAAAUUUCAUCUGAAGGAAUGCCUAUUUUAGAGUAUUUGCUGCUUGAGUUGCCUUGCAUUGACGUCCUUAAUAACAACCAAAUAAUUGCACCAAAUUUAAAAACUUUACAUUUAAAAAAGUGCCUUAGUAUGAGAGGCUAUAAUGGUUUGAAAAAGUUCCAACAUUUAAAACAUUUAACAAUCGACUCUAGUGUAUAUCCAUUUUAUUUAUUUGAUCAGAAUUCUUUACUAGAAUUAGAAAGUUUUGAAUAUAUUGGAAAUGACUUGCAGAAUUCACAAUAUUUUCUCAAAUCAUUAUUAAUCUUCCCUCCAAAUUUGAAACAUCUAUCAAUCAAAUCUGCUGGUCUCGGGGAUCUUGAUUCAAGUACUUUAGUACUUACUCCCCCAUUAACGCGUUUGGUGCUUUUAAAUGUCUCAUUUAAAACCGGUUAUUGUCAUUUGGACGAAAAUUUGCAAUACAUUCACAUCAUCACAUCGGAUCUUACAUUUCAUAGUAGUUUCAGGAUACCUCCUCGGGCUGAAGUAUUAGAUUUAGCUGCUAAAAAUAUAGUUUUUACCAGCCUGGACUUUAUGUAUCGUUUACCCAAUAGUCUUACACGCUUGCAGUUGCUUGCUAGGUCACAGGGUGAGAUGAGUCCUCUUACCCAAAAAAUCAAAUGGCCGCUGGUAUUAGGUACUUUUUCUUUAAAGGGUUUUUACAUUGAUUCCAGUACAUUAGAAUUAUUGAACUUGAAAGAAUCUAGACUUCGAAAAAUCGAAAUUUGCAAAGGCAAUAUUCAAAAAUUGGAUAAUGAUUUAUUCCCAAUUAGUGUUGAGGAACUAAUUUUAAAUAAGAUGGGAAUUAAAGAGUUACCUGAAUCCUUUGAAAACUUAGAAAACUUGCGCAGGCUAUUGUUAAACAGAAAUCAAUUGGAAAAAGUAAAUCGAGUCAAAUUGCCUGUAUCCUCAUUGGAGCAUCUAGAAUUAUGCCUGUGUAACCUUCGUUUAGUGUCACCAUUUUUGGUUUCAAUGUAUGAAGAAAAGAACAAAGACGCUAAAUUAAAAAUACAUGCUCCAGGAAACUGGAAUAUGAGUGUUAUUGAUGUGAGAAGAACCUUAAAAGCAAUCAAAGGGCUUUCAUUACUGCUCAGCAGAUAUGAUGAAACUUUGGAAGAAAUAUCCAGACGGUCUUCUCGUUUGUUUGCUGCUUUUCUGACACCUGAUCCUUAUGCUCCAGCAUCUGAAUAUUCUGGACCAGAGGAGGUAAUUUCAGAAUAUGAUUCAGAUGAUCUUUACAAUGGAAGUCUGGAUAACGAGUACAGUGAUGAGGAUGAUGAAUUUUAUUAUGGUUCUAGCAUGGAGGAAGAUUCAUCAAUUGUAACAAGUGACAAUGAUAAAGACUCUUGA
Molecule: messenger RNA, 2118 nt
Organism: Candida albicans SC5314
Lineage: Eukaryota; Fungi; Ascomycota; Pichiomycetes; Serinales; Debaryomycetaceae
Exons: 1
Coding region: 1-2118 (705 amino acids)
Source: RefSeq, a predicted model, not a curated record